AUGAACCCAGCAUUGCUUCCGGGGGAGAGUAGGGCAUGGUUUCGCCGUUCUAGGCGCAGACUUGUGAUUGUUGGCGAUGUACAUGGGUGUAAAGAUGAGUUGGAGAAACUUCUUGUUCAAGUCUCAUUUAACCGUGAAAAGGGUGACCAUCUGAUUUUCACAGGAGACAUAAUCUCAAAGGGCCCGAAGAGCGUUGAAGUAGUGCAACUUGCACGAGAAUACCAUGCUUCCUGUGUCCGGGGGAAUCAUGAAGACAGGGUCCUUCUGACACGCCGGGAGAUUGCAUCACAAUCAUCAAAAUCACCACAUCGCAGAGUAUCCGGUAAUGAGGCAGCAGGAGAAGAAAUUGAAGGUAGUGCUACGAUCAGUUCCAAACACGGGAAACUAGAAGAUAAGGUACAUACACUCGCCCGCCAACUUAGUGGUGAAGACACCGAAUGGCUCGAGUCAUGUCCUGUGAUCCUUAAAGUUGGGAGUAUCAAGGGCAUGGGCGAUGUAGUCGUGGUUCAUGGCGGAUUGCUCCCCGGUGUCCCGCUUGAACGCCAGGAUCCAUCUUCAGUGAUGCAUAUGAGAACGAUUGAUCUAGACACUCAUACCCCUAGCAAUUCUCAAACUGCGGGUACUGCCUGGUCUAAAGUGUUUGAUGAGCAUCAGUCUCGUAUAUCAAAAGAAAAAGGCUCACAGCCCACAACCGUGAUAUACGGCCAUGAUGCGAAAGAUUCCCCCGUCAUACGAAAAUAUACAAAGGGGCUCGACACGUCCUGCGUACGUGGCGGGAAGCUUACAGCCCUGAUUAUUGAAGAUGGUGGGAAGCAACGUUUGAAGCAGGUGAAAUGCAAGGGUUAUGUUUCCUGGAAAUAA
Arthroderma uncinatum is the source of this 861-nucleotide messenger RNA. Its product is annotated as bis(5'-nucleosyl)-tetraphosphatase, symmetrical. Gene Ontology annotation, molecular function: phosphatase activity; endopolyphosphatase activity. The transcript is spliced from 3 exons. Gene Ontology annotation, cellular component: cytoplasm. Lineage: Eukaryota; Fungi; Ascomycota; Eurotiomycetes; Onygenales; Arthrodermataceae. Bases 1 to 861 code for a protein of 286 amino acids. Gene Ontology annotation, biological process: polyphosphate catabolic process. The record is from RefSeq and is a predicted model, not a curated record.